AUGGCCAUCAAAACACCAGCACCUUUGGCCAGCAGGGCCAUCUAUGGCUAUGUGCUCUAUGUGUCGUGCCACUUGGGACUUGCCCUGUAUGUGCUUUGGGCAUAUAUCCCGAGUUCUUGGCUGAGGGCAAUGGGCAUCACCUACUUUCCGGACAAAGUGUGGGCCAUUGCUGUGCCUCUUGCCGGUGUUGUGGCUGUGUUGUUGUUUGGCUUCUGUCUCUACCCUGCGAUCAUUGCCUUUGCCACAGCCCCGAUGGACUCUCCAUCCACCAUUUGCGACAAGUACUCUGUUUACGAGUACAGAAAGCCACCCAUUGAUGGUGCCAUACCACCUAUCAAGGAUGUCCACAUCUCACAGGUGUGCCGAGAAUUGUAUGGGCAUUGA
Rhipicephalus microplus (southern cattle tick) is the source of this 384-nucleotide messenger RNA. RefSeq names its product Threonyl-carbamoyl synthesis 6. NCBI's taxonomy places the organism in Eukaryota, Metazoa, Arthropoda, Arachnida, Ixodida, Ixodidae. The record is from RefSeq and is a predicted model, not a curated record. Gene Ontology annotation, molecular function: phosphatidylinositol N-acetylglucosaminyltransferase activity. Gene Ontology annotation, cellular component: EKC/KEOPS complex; endoplasmic reticulum. Gene Ontology annotation, biological process: GPI anchor biosynthetic process.